This is a messenger RNA of Racocetra persica, 802 nucleotides long. Lineage: Eukaryota; Fungi; Glomeromycota; Glomeromycetes; Diversisporales; Gigasporaceae. The record is from the annotation of a GenBank genome assembly.
AUAAAAAAAAAUUAAAAAAAAAGACAGACCGGAUAGCUGAGCCCAACAUGAAUCCUAGCCUUCACGGCUCAGCCUGGUCAGGUUUUUACAAAAAGACUUUAAAUGAACGUCAAAAUGAACUAAAGCUUGCUUUUCCGGAUUUAUUUAAUCUACCUCCUCCAAAUAAUGUUCCCUCAGUUUAUGCUACACCUUCAAGUUCUAUUUGCAACUCUCCUUUAAGUCCUAUUUGCAGAUCUCCUAUCUCCUUAAACUAUUCCAAAGAAAAUGAAUCAAAAGAGGGCAUAAAUGACGAACAACUUAACUACUUAAUAAAAAAAUUAGAGCCAUUAUCUGUUGAUCAGAAUCCAUUUCCAAUAAAAGGUCUUGAAGAACAUAUUGCAGAUAAAAUGGUUGAAAAUUGUGUAGGGACAAUAGGUUUACCAGUUGGUUUGGCUCUUAAUUUCAUAAUCAACGGAAAACCAAUAAUUAUUCCCAUGGCGAUCGAAGAAGCCUCAGUUAUCGCUGCUGUUUCGGGUGCGGCAAAAACAAUUUCGUCAUAUAAGGGAUUCACCGCAGUGGCACCUAAAAGAAACUCAAUAAUAGCUCAGAUUGUUCUUUUAGAUAUACCUCAAAAUUCUAUGAGUCAUGUCGUAAAUAAGUUAUUACAACAUAAGUCGAGUAUCAUUAAAUUUGCCAACCAGUUUUGUGACAGCAUGGUUAAACGGGGAGGUGGUGUAUUUGAUAUGUCGGUUAGAAGGAUCCCACGUGUAAAUAAUCGAAAUCCAAAACAUCAUCCAAUUGGUUCUGAAAAAUUCAAAGAGUG